AACCCUCUUUCUCACAGAUCCAUAUCUUCACUUUCUCUCUUCUUUCUUUCUUUUCUUCACUCACUCUCUUCAUUACUCUUCUCAAAUUCUUCCCAAAUUCAAAUUCAAAUUUCUUUGAUUGUGUUUUUCCAUGGCUGACAAUUUGGACGACGGCGAGUUUUGGCUCCCUCCUCAGUUUCUCACCGACGACGACGACGACACGUCGUUCAACAAUGCCAAAAACGACGCCGUUUCGAAGUCUCUGUUUUUCAGCUCCUCCAGCGAGACCGAGAGCGACGAGGAGGACCACCACCUCGCCGAGUUGACUCGCCGCGUCGCUCUCGAACUCGAUCUCAACAACAACAACAACUCUGCAAAACCCAAGGGCGUGUUUGGGGGUGGUUCUCCGCAGUCAAUCCUGAGCGCGUUCGGGAGCAGCGGGAAAGGGUCGAGCCCAAACGGCGCCGUUCCCCACGUGAACUCCUCGUCCACGUGGGAUCUGCUGCGGGCAGCCGCAGGGGAAGUCGAGAGGAUGCGCGACGGUUACAGCUUUCUGACGCCGUCUCCCGUUGCUGCUGCUGCUCAACCCAACGCUGUUAACGGCGUCGUGUUGGGAUUUUACUAUCAGCAGCCGCAGCUGCACCAGCAACAACCGUCGCAUUCUCAGCAGCAGUUACAGAUUGCGCAAUUUGAGAUGAUGAGGAAGCAGCAGCAACAGAGGCAAAUGGUCCCUCCCAACAGAGGAAGGAACAACAACAGCAGCAACAACGUUGUUAGGGUAGGGAACGUUGUUAAUGGGAUAGGUUUGUCUGCUUCUGCAUGGCCUCCUAAUGGGUCUGGCAUGAGGGCCGUUUUUCUUUCUGGCAAGAGAGAAAGAAGCACCGGAACCGGCGUGUUCUUGCCUCGCUGUGUUGACACUCGCAAUAAUAAUGAAUCUCGCAAGAAGCCAGUGUGCAAUACUGUGUUGGUGUCUGAUAGAGUGGCGCAGGCGUUGAAUCUGGAGGGUGUGGUGGGUGGUGGCCGUGGCCACAAGCAGCAACACAAGCCUCGUUUCAAUGGGGAAAAUGGAUCGCCGGUUUCAAGGGUUAGGAGUAACAAUAAUAAUAAUAAUCAUUAUGGUUAUGGUUAUUCCCAUCAUCAGAAGCGUAACAACUUGAAGCCGCAGCAGCAGCCACAAGUUGUGGUGAACCAUGAGAUCCAGUUGCCUCUGGAAUGGACUUAUUGAAAUGAACGAAUGAUGAAUGUAGUCAUGGCUAGUCUAGUCUUUUUAUUAUUAUUAUUUUUUGGUUUUGGGGGAAUGGGUGUAGUUUUUACUUUUUAUAUUUUUUUGGGGUUGGGGAAAUGGGUAACAGUUUUUAGUUUUUAUUUUAUUUUAUAUUCUACAGGAUGAAUAGCAAUAUCUUUAUAUAAGGGUAGAAGAAAUUAAGAAGUAGGGAUUUUGUUUGGUUUGGGAGAAAAAAGGAAUUAUAGCUUCUUUUUUUUUUUUGGUUUAUCGGUAGAAAAUAACAACAUUUGGGGGGUCUAUGGAUAAAGCCAUUGAUGGCGGUAGGAGCAGCAGAAGAUGGUGGCAGUGAUAUCAGUAACUUUUGUUUUAAUGGCUUGGGAAAGGCAAAAAGCGGUGGGAUGGGUUAUUAAUUUUUUUGCCCCUCUUUUUCUGUGGUUUUGGAUAAAAUAAUUUGAAAAGUUGAAGAGGCAUAAGCAGGAUUUGCUGAGGUUACAGCCUUUUUUCCUAUAAUUGAAUCAGAAUGUAAUCAUUUGGGAGGGAAGUCAUUACUGUACUCUGAUAUUUUACAGCCUGGACACCCCAAUUACUAUGAAUCAAUAAUGCAAUGGAAAUGAAAAUUUACAUUUAAUGA
Messenger RNA from Glycine soja, 1835 nucleotides. RefSeq lists its product as uncharacterized. The transcript is spliced from 5 exons. Bases 131 to 1204 code for a protein of 357 amino acids. The record is from RefSeq and is a predicted model, not a curated record. NCBI's taxonomy places the organism in Eukaryota, Viridiplantae, Streptophyta, Magnoliopsida, Fabales, Fabaceae.